This is a messenger RNA of Vitis riparia (riverbank grape), 498 nucleotides long. Its product is annotated as disease resistance protein RPV1-like. The record is from RefSeq and is a predicted model, not a curated record. Gene Ontology annotation, biological process: signal transduction. The transcript has a single exon. Bases 1 to 498 code for a protein of 165 amino acids. NCBI's taxonomy places the organism in Eukaryota, Viridiplantae, Streptophyta, Magnoliopsida, Vitales, Vitaceae.
AUGGCUUCCUCUACCCAAAAACCCUCUUCUUCUUCUACCCCAAUCCGUAAAUAUAACUUCGAUGUGUUCUUGAGUUUUAGAGGUGAAGACACCCGCUACAAUUUUACGGAUCAGUUAUACGAAAAUUUGCUUCGGUCGAGGAUUAAAACUUUCAGAGACGAUGAACUUGAGAGAGGAGAGGAGAUCAAACCAGAAAUUUUGAAAACUAUUGAAGAAUCAAGAAUUUCCAUAGUUGUGCUCUCAAAAAACUAUGCGCAUUCCAAGUGUUGUUUGGAUGAGUUAGCGAAGAUCAUGGAGUGCAGCGAAAAAAUGGAACAAAAAGUCUUGUCGGUGUUCUACCACUUGGAUCGUUCUGACGUGCGAGAGCAAACAGAGAGCUUCGAAGAGGCAUUUUCCAUUCAUGAAAGAAAUGUAGAAGCGAAAAAGGUGCAAAGGUGGAGGGAUGCCUUGACUAAAGCAACCAAUAUAUCUGUUUUCUAUGUGCCGAAGAAGUGGUAA